This is a messenger RNA of Tachysurus fulvidraco (yellow catfish), 4192 nucleotides long. RefSeq names its product probable E3 ubiquitin-protein ligase HERC3. Gene Ontology annotation, biological process: protein ubiquitination; ubiquitin-dependent protein catabolic process. The transcript is spliced from 24 exons. The record is from RefSeq and is a predicted model, not a curated record. NCBI's taxonomy places the organism in Eukaryota, Metazoa, Chordata, Actinopteri, Siluriformes, Bagridae. Gene Ontology annotation, molecular function: ubiquitin protein ligase activity. Bases 326 to 3265 code for a protein of 979 amino acids.
UUUUCCUGUGGGAAAUGGGUCCAAAUGGCUCUUUGAGUGUUUAAGGUUGCCGACCCCUGGUAUUAUAAAGUAAUAGUCCAAGUAGUAUGAAGCGUACACAUGAGAUUACUUUAUAAAGGCAAACUGCUGAAUGCCAGACACUGGGUGUAUUUAGUUUAGCACUUAUAACUAUUUCCUAUAGAAUCGAGAGACGGGUUUCGGUUUCAAUUCAUCUGGCCUCUUAAGUUUCAUUUUAUCACCUGGUUUAAAUUCGCUUUCUCAUGCUUUCCGUAUCAGUUGGAACUCGGACACUGUUACAAAGAGGACAUUUGUACAUCCUGUGGGAAUGCUUUAUUGGGGCAAACUGAAUUCGACAGAAAAUGACCCGACACAUCGGAACAUAGAUAAUGCGUCUGGUGACAUUUUACGCGCGACGAGAGUCACGGACGUGUCCAUGCGUGAGGGUCUCGCGGCGUUCCUCAGGGACACGGAUGGGAAAGUCAUCGUAGUGACGUCUCAAAAGCGAAUAGUUUUGAAGAAGGAUCAAAUUAAAUUAUUGAGCAGUGGAAAGAAACAUGUUAUAACUGUGACUGAGACAGGAAUGGUGAAUGAAUGGAACUGUUCAGAUCAAAGCAACAUACCCAGGACUUUGGGCAGCUUAUCUAGCAGACAUGUUGUGCAAGUUGCAUGUGGAAACUAUCACUCAAUCGCUCUAACAGAAGAUGGUCAAUUGUUCACAUGGGGUCAGAACUCGAGAGGUCAGCUGGGUCUGGGGAACAAGAGUCCGAGCUUUCAUCCUCCUCAGCUUCUCGAGUCUCUGUGUGGGAUACCACUGACUCAGAUCAGCGCUGGAGGAUACCACAGCUUCGCCCUGUCUCUCUCCGGAGCCGUGUUCGGUUGGGGAAGGAACUGUGCUGGGCAGCUUGGUCUGGGAGACAGAGAUGAUAGACAUGUCCCUGUUUGUGUAAAGAGCUUGAACCUGAAGAAGACCGUGUUCAUCUCAUGUGGAGAGUAUCAUACUGCUGUUCUAACAAAGGGUGGACUGGUAUUGACAUUUGGAUCAGGACGUUAUGGGCAGCUGGGACAUAACUCACUCAGAGACGAGCAUCAGCCUCGUGUAGUUGCUGAAUUCUGGGGGUCCAAAGUGUCCCAAAUUGCCUGUGGACAGCAUCACACUCUGGCACUUGUCGAAUCCUCAAACACCAUCUACUCAUUUGGAUGUGGAGAGCAAGGACAGCUGGGAAAUGGACAGAGAUCCAAUCAGUGUGUGCCACUUCCUGUUCAGCUGCCACCAGAAUAUAGCUCUGAUCAGAUUAGGAAAAUUAAUGCUGGAGGGAAUAUUUCUGUCCUAUUUAUAUCUAAAAAGGAUGGUGUUCAAGCAAGUUCAAAUCUGAGAUCAUGCAAUGGACAAGCAAUGCUGGAGGACAAAAUUAUCGGCCGCUGGAUUUCAGACUGUAACCCAAAAGUAUGGAAAAAAAUCCAAAGGGAAAUCAAGAAAAUAUUCUCCUCAGCAUCAUUCAUCAAUGGUAGUUUCAUUGACAAAAGCAAUGACAAACAUUACGAAACAUCAGUACGGAUGUCAGGCCUGGAUUUAUCGUUGGCUCGUCUUGCUUUUGAGAAGCUGGCCAAAAAUGACAGAGUUCUGUCCCUGGUCGAGAAAACUGUAGAGAAUCAUCUUCUGCCCUCUCUGGGCUCCACUGCUGCUGGUGCGGAGGCUCUUAGGGUUUACCUUGUCCUACCCGAGCUCCUCAGAGUGCUGAAAAAACAUGGUCGUGGCACACAACUCACUAUCUUGCUGGCGUCUGCAAUCUUAAAACUGGAGCCUGAGUCAAUGGAUGUUUUGAACAGCCUGUGGACCACACUGCCCUACAACUACUACAGGACUCUGGUGAAGAUGUUUCACUCAGUGUGCUCUCAGUUCCUGUCACUGAUGAUGAACACAAAAUGCAACCACUGGACUAAACUAGAGCCUGUGCUGAAGGUUCUGCAGAAGCUAUACAAUAUUAACAGUCAGAGAACUGCUCAGCUGACUGAGGGUUACUUCACUAUCAAGGACGUCUGUGAUUUGCUUGACGGGCUACCUUUGCAGAUGUCUUGGUUCGACAGUGAUGAUGAUUUGCUAAAGAUUUGGGUAACCUUUAUUUGGAAACGAAUAGAAAGGCUUAAAAAUUACCCUUUUGUCCUUAACAUCAGAAGUAAAUACGCUGUGUUUCAGCUUUUACAAGUACAACAGUCGGGACAUUCGUGGGAUUUUUGCUUUGAAAACACACUGUGUGUGAACAGAGAAACAGUGCUGGAUGACACACUUGUGUACCUGAAAAAGAACAGUCAUAAAUUUUCUUUCCCUUUAACGGUGAAAUUUGCUCUAGAGGAUGGGAUUGAUUAUGGGGCUUUGAGAGCUGAAUACUUCACCUUGCUUGGGAAGAAAAUAGCAAAAGAUUCCUGUCUAAUUCAAGCAUCCGAGGACUCAGGAUACUUCUGGUUCUCUGCUGAUGAUUCAGAUUCCAGUCAGAAGGAAUUGUUCUACAUUGGUGUCAUCUGUGGAAUGGCCUUUUAUAACCACAAUUAUAUGUACAUUGGCUUCCCGGUGGCACUGUUUAAGAAGCUGUUGAACAUCAGACCAACUUUCAAGGAUCUCGAGGAGCUGUCACCAGUGGAGGCCAGAAGUCUAAAAAACGUGCUGGCUGAAGACGAGGAUGUUGUGGAGCUCCUCGAUUUGGAUUUCACAGUGAAAGGAAAAGAGCUCAUCCCAAAUGGAGCAGAAAUACCAGUCACAAAAGCUAACAGGCAUAAAUACGUAGACUUGUACGUUGACUUUGUUUUCAACAAGUCUGUGAAGAAUCAGUUUAGAGCAUUUAAAAGGGGUUUUUCCCAUGGAAACCCCUUUCAGUUUUGGAAGAUUUUCAAGCCUGUAGAGCUCAGAGACUUACUCUACGGCACGGCCAAAUACGAGUGGAAAGAGCUCCAAAAAGGUGUCACAUAUGAACUUUGUGAAGAUUCAGAUGAACUCAUCCAGAACUUCUGGUCAGUCUUCUUCGAGCUGGUAGAAAAACACAAGAAGAUGUUUCUGACUUUCAUCUAUGGGACAGAUCGCUUGCCUUUAGAAGGACUCUCUAAACUGCAGUUGAAAAUAGUGAGACAGAACUAUGAUGAUGCAGACGACCGUUUCCCUCGGGCUCAGACCUGUUACAGAAUUUUGUAUCUUCCAAACUACAGCAACAUCCAAAUACUUCAAGAAAAACUCAUUCACGCCAUCACUUAUUGUGAAGUUUUUGGACAAGCAUAAAAGUGGGAUGUGUAGGUCAGAUAUAAAAAGUCAAAGUUAACGCUAACCCUAACCCAAGUCACAGCCUUUAAGCUUAGGUGACUGCUUGUGUGCAAUGAGAACUGUGUCUUCAGUAAACCUGUGUUUACUUCCUUCACAGUUCAAGUUUACUUCUUGUUUUAAGCCCCACUGUGUUGUUUGUUGUGAUAUAUAUGCGUUUGUAAGGAAGUUUUUCAUAUUUUUUUUCAUGGCUACAUGAACCCAUCAGCCCAAGCAUAUCACAUAUCCAUGUCACUCACAUUUACUGUGCUACUAAUGUUACUACUAAUGUUUUAUUCACUCACACUUACUCUGUGUUACUAAUAAGCUCCACUAUUUAAGCUCUGGUUUCUGUGCAUCUUUCUGUUGUUGUAUUUUUGUUGCAUUUUAUUGUUUUUGUGUUGCUUCUCCUGCCAUGUUAUGUUUGUCAUAUGUGUGCUAUGUAUAUCCAUAGUUGCAUCCAGGUACUUGUUUAAAGGUGGGGUCUCUGUUGUUUGAAAGCCAAUGUUGACAUUUGAAAUCAUCAAAACAAACAUGCCCCUAACCCAAAUGUGUCCCUCCCUUGGUUUUAUAGCUCUACCCACACAUACAUACCGUCGCUGUCGGGCGGAAUCCUCGUGUCUCCAAAACCAUUAUUUUUCAGUAAAUUAAAAAAACGCCCCUAACCUAACCUUCGUGGUUCAUGGGUUUCUUUCUGCACAGAAGCAUUACAGCUAUCGAUUUUUAACAAAACAGUCCUACUCAAAUGUAUCUAACCUAACUAUUUUCACUUGUUAGUGUCCAAAAAACAGUGUUUUACACUCUUAAUCUUGAGGAGAAAUAUGCCGUGAAGCUCUCCCGCGGAGUGAAAAAUAUGAAAUUGACAAAAUUUGGACAUAGGAGGUUUCCGCCCGACAGCGACGAUACGUA